Molecule: messenger RNA, 2211 nt
Organism: Oncorhynchus kisutch (coho salmon)
Lineage: Eukaryota; Metazoa; Chordata; Actinopteri; Salmoniformes; Salmonidae
Product: CCN family member 3-like
Exons: 5
Coding region: 182-1222 (346 amino acids)
Biological process (GO): signal transduction; cell adhesion; chondrocyte differentiation
Cellular component (GO): extracellular matrix; extracellular region
Molecular function (GO): heparin binding; integrin binding
Source: RefSeq, a predicted model, not a curated record
CCCCUCCUCCUCCUCCUCCCCCUCCUCCAUUCCUCCUUCACGCGUCACUGUGUCGUUAGACAGGACCGUUAUAAAUGGCUCUGCACACACUUCUGAAGCACGCCAAAGGGAUUUACAGAGCUUCAGCAAGAUACAAAGGAGGGAAAAGUCUACACAGAGAACUACCUUUCACUGAAUCAGGAUGUCUAAGCUUGCAGAGAGAACCCUUUUCAUUUUCUACAUUUCAACACAGAUUUGCUCCCAGAUCUUGGCGCAGGUGUGUCAGACCAGGUGCCUCUGUCCGCAGGAGCCUCCGCUGUGCGCCCCCGGGGUCCAGUUGAUUCUGGAUGACUGCGCAUGCUGUCUGGUCUGUGCAAGGCAGAAAGGAGAGGCGUGCUCGGAAAUAAGUCCCUGUGAUACACACAGGGGUCUGAACUGCGACUACACGGCCGAUGUACACCAGAGGACAGGUGUCUGUGUCGCACAUGAGGGAGACAUCUGCCUGUUGGACGGUUCAGUGUACCAGAACGGAGAGACCUUCUUCCCUAGCUGCAAGUAUCAGUGCACCUGCAGGGACGGUCAGAUCGCCUGCGUGCCGCGCUGCAACCUGGACGUGAUGCUGCCGGGCCCAGACUGCCCUCUACCCAGGAAGGUGGCGGUCCCAGGGGAGUGCUGUGAGAAGUGGGUAUGUGAGCCCCAACCAGAGGCCAGUGCCUUGGGAAGCUUCGCCAUGGCUGCCUACAGACAGGAGGAGACAGUGGGGUUUGACUCGUGGGACCCCAGUACUAACUGCAUAGAGCAGACUACGGAGUGGGGCGCCUGCUCUCGGACCUGUGGCAUGAGCAUCUCCACCCGGGUCACCAACAAGAACCCCCGCUGUGAGAUGGUCAAGCAGACGCGUCUGUGCAUCGUCAGGCCCUGCGACAAACAGCAGCAGGAUGUUCCUAAGAGAGGAAGCAAGUGCCUGAGGAUGAGGAAGGCGGUGAAACCCGUCCGGUUCAGCUAUAAGAACUGCACCAGUGUGCUGACCUACAAGCCCCGGUACUGUGGUGUGUGUACGGACGGGCGUUGCUGCACCCCCCACAGCACCGAGACAGUGCAGGUGCAGUUCCAAUGUGCUCAGGGUGAAGCCAUCAAGAAACCCGUUAUGUUCAUCAACACCUGCGCCUGCCACUACCACUGUCCCAGAGACAACGUCGUGUAUCGACCAUCAGACCUGAUCUACAGCGGUUACAGGUUAUAACGCUGUUACCACAGACACAACGACAGUUUCUCCUAUUCCUCCGUGACAGUAGUAUUGUACUGUACUGUAGUCGGGUGACUCUAUAUGUUCGUGACUCUAAAUGUUCUUGACAACAUCUUCCUGAAGGUGUAUGGUUGGUCUCAUGAGGGAGAAUCUCAAUUGUAUACUUAUCGCGAAGAGAGAGGUGCGAAGAGAGAGGACGCGAGGAGUAUGCAAUUGAGAUUCUCACAGUCAGCACUUAGCUACUUUUACAGAAUGGAUGAGCUUUCUGCAUCUGAUAUAACUGGAAACGUUGUGCUUUAGUGUAUCAUAACGACAGAGUUUUCCUUUUCUGCUUACUGCAAACGGCCUCAGUGAUCAUACACAGCUCAUGGGUCAGCUUUAAACAGACUCUGACUCAAACGGCCUCAGGAGAUCAUACACAGCUCCUGGGUCCGUUUUAGACAGCCUCUCACUGUUCCAGAGGUAUUUCCCGAAAUAGCGGUUAGGCUACCUACAAUCAUUUCAAGUGCAAUGUCUGCACGUCCAACAAUUCUCCAGCUGCACGUCACAAAAGAAAUGUCUGGUGAAAGCAACACCUGCUCACUGUUGUAUUUGUUCUGGUGAAAACCUGUGUUUCUAUCCCCCCCUCAUUCCUCUGACCUUUGACCUUGUAGAUGUUUGCAGACUCUUGCCCUCUCCCAGGCUCUCCAGUCAACCCGGUCUUGGCCCACACAACAGUCAUGUCGACAGCCAGGUCAAAAGGUUGUUCUUCAUAAUGUACUGUCGCUUUCAACAGCCAGCCUGUAAGUCUCCGAUCUUGGACCUCUAGCCCCGCCCCACUUACACGUCAGACCUGGGUCAAAUACAUGUGUCAAAACAGUGUGCAGGCUGUGGGUGGAGUUGGCAGUUUAUGAGACUAUUCCAUUGGUUGCAUUGUACAGGGCAAGCUAGGUCAAGCUAAGUCAAGUUAAGUCAAGCUAAGUCAAGUUAAGUCAAGCUAACUCAAG